Messenger RNA from Aureobasidium uvarum, 1581 nucleotides. The record is from the annotation of a GenBank genome assembly. NCBI's taxonomy places the organism in Eukaryota, Fungi, Ascomycota, Dothideomycetes, Dothideales, Saccotheciaceae.
AUGACCUGUCUUCUGGACCUUUCGCACGAGCUUCUCCAGGGCAUCUUGAGCGAAGUCGACGGACAAGACCUUGCGGCAUUAAGUGCGACGUGUCAUGCCUUCAGCUCGUUUGUAAAAGGCAACAAGAUCCUGUGCAAGAGUGUAUACUUGCGUUCAUGGGUCAGCAGAGACAAUACACGUAUGAUUUUGUACGGCACUGAUGUAGUAGAUAGNGACCAUCCAACAGAAGCUGAGCCCUGCUGGGAGUCAUCAGUACGCAACCUGGUCGCAUUGAAAAAGCUACUCGAAAGCGACAAUCUCGAUACNAAAGGUAUGGGGUCAUCAACAAAACGAAACAUGUGGAUUGUAGGAGCUGACACACGGCAGCGUGAAGCCUUCGCAUGGGCCGCUCCUUUGAUCGCACCACUCUUGACCGUCAAAAACAGCACAAAGAACACACGAUUCCUCGCAGAUCUCUUCAAGUCACAGAAGAACAUCGAUGCCUUCCUCGCCUCAUCAUCCCUCUUCGAACAUGCCGGAAACUUGACACAGCAACCAGCAGAUACAUCAGAGCUACGCCAGCUUGCUGCCAGAUUGCACUGCCUAUAUGGCGUCCCCAUCGAUUGUCAGAUACCGCCAAUGCUUGUCCAAGACGAUAGCGACGACAACUCACCAUCACCAUCAUAUUCAGUUCUCUGGCACCCAGACUCAGCCGAAGAAAGCGUGCAGACCCCGACAAACAACUAUGCUCGUGCUGUAGUCUAUGAUCUCCGACGCUACACAGAAGAGAGUCUGUGGGGACCCUUCAAGAGCGACGGAAGCCAGGACGUCGACUGGGAGAAGGUCGAAUCUAUAAUGGUCGUCCUGGGCUACAACAUGCGUCUCUUCAAUCGACGAGCACCACACGUUUUUGAACCAGUGUGGGAGAAGCCAUUCGAUGGUGCCUCGCCCUACUCGUACAUGUCUGCUCAUCCAACAGCUCUUGUUCGAGAGUUGAGUCCACCCGAAGACCUAGAAAAUCUCGAUCCCUACGGCAUUACCGGAGAAUGGAUGCGCGUCGUCUGUUUCCUGGAUUACCACGACCUAUUCGCCUUCAACUUCUUACACAGUGUCCCCGUCGAUCAACCACGAGAGCCCAUCAACACCCGCGAAGCGAGNAUCAGAAUCAUUCGUCUCAAACUUCGAGUCUCGGCAAUUGAACCACCAGGUCCAGAAGAUGGUCAAGAUUACCCCGUGGUUUCUUUUACAGGCACAAGUUGGAGCCUACACGCGAGUUGGGAUGCAAACGCCAACUCACAGAUCAGAGGCGUAGUUCGUCAAACACCAGAAGGUGAGAUCCGCUGGACUACAUUUUCUAUAUUCCACAGCGAAGAACGCUGGCGCAGCGAAGGCAUCCAAGUCGGCGGCAUACGCUCCGGCCGCGGCGUCCUCGGCAACUGGUUCGACAAGGACUUUGACCGACAUGGACCUGCGGGCCCCACUGCAUUCUGGAAAGUUAGCGAUUAUAUCGAGGAGAAAGACGUUGAAGAGGAAAUUGGGCAUGACGAUGCGAGUCUGGGGGAUGAGAAUUCCGAGGGGGAUACCGAGUAUAUGAGUGAUUAG